Molecule: messenger RNA, 3801 nt
Organism: Acipenser ruthenus (sterlet)
Lineage: Eukaryota; Metazoa; Chordata; Actinopteri; Acipenseriformes; Acipenseridae
Product: histone H4 transcription factor-like
Exons: 10
Coding region: 352-1905 (517 amino acids)
Biological process (GO): anatomical structure development; regulation of transcription by RNA polymerase II
Molecular function (GO): RNA polymerase II cis-regulatory region sequence-specific DNA binding; DNA-binding transcription factor activity, RNA polymerase II-specific
Source: RefSeq, a predicted model, not a curated record
UUAUAGUUUUCAAACCCGAAAUACGCUGUGUGUUUUUUUGUUUUGUUUCUUAAAUAUGUGUUUUAUGUUAACUGUAUGUAUAUAUUUGAACCGUACAUCUUACCGUCGCACUUCCACGACAGAUUGUGAUGCCUAAAAAUGAGAUUAAAACGGUGUGGUUUAGCGUAGACUGGUCAAUUUCUACCACCAAAUCGCCAUAUUUUAUUUUAAUGAAAGGAACUGCUUAAUAAAGAACAGCCAACAGUAAAAAAAUUAAUACUAUUAAUCCUAAUAAUAAUAAUAAUAAUAAUAAUAAUAAUAAUAAUCCAUAUCUGUGCCUACGGCGGGUAAGGCAGCAGGCCGGUGGGUGCGAUGGCUCCAGGGAAGCGAGUGAAGAAGGAUGGGCUGGAGCUGUCCUGUGAGUGGGGCCGCUGCCAGUUCAGCACGGCGCGCAUGGAGGAGUUCUGUGAACACGCGCGGGAGCACCUGGAGGGGAAGCUGCAGGUCAACAGUGAGGAGGAAGAGGAGCUUCUGGAGGAACACAGCUGCCUGUGGCUGGAGUGUGGCUUCUGCACGUUGGACAACCCAGUGGAGCUGGCCAGACACGUGUACUUCCACUGCUACCACACCAAGCUGAAGCAGUGGGGGCUGCGCACCCUGCAGGGCCAGCCCCAUCUGGGCUCCUGCACGCUGGACUACCAGAACCGCAACAUCAUCCCGGAAAUCCAGGACAACUUGGUGUGCCUGUGGGAGCACUGCGAGCAGGACUCGUUCGAGAACCCCGAGUGGUUUUACCGGCACGUGGACAUGCACGGCUUGUGUGCGGAAGCGAGGUGCAAGAACAGUGAAGACGCGGUCUUGCCCUGUGGGUGGAAGGAGUGCGAGGCGACUUUCAAGAGCCGCUUCAAGCUGAGGGAGCACCUGCGCAGUCACACACAGGAGAAGGUGGUGGCCUGUCACACCUGCGGGGGCAUGUUCGCUAACAACACCAAGUUCUUUGACCACAUCCGACGGCAGACCACCAUCGAGGGGCAGCGGUUCCAGUGCUCGCAUUGCUCCAAACGCUUUGCCACUGAAAGGCUGCUCCGGGACCACAUGAGGAACCAUGUGAGUCACUACAAGUGUCCACUGUGUGAUAUGACCUGUCCAUCCCCUUCCUCGCUGAGAAACCACAUCAAAUUCAGACACAGCAACGAGAAACCUUACCGCUGUGAAUACUGUGAAUACAGCUGUAAGAACCUGAUUGACUUGCGCAAGCACCUGGAUACCCACAGCACUGUGCCUGCGUACAGCUGCGAAUUCACAGACUGUGGCUUCACAGCCAGGUCUCUCUACUCCAUCAAGUCCCACUACAAGAAGGUGCAUGAGGGUGAUAUGACGCCACGUUACAAGUGCCACGUGUGUGAGAAGUGUUUCACAAGAGGGAACAACCUGACCACUCACCUGAGGAAGAAACACCAGUUCAAGUGGCCCUCUGGGCACCCUCGCUUCAGGUACAUGGAGCACGAAGACGGCUACAUGAGGCUGCAGCUGAUCCGCUACGAGAGCGUGGAGCUGACAGAGCAGCUGAUGAGGGAGCGGCAGGACAGACAGGCCGACACGGAGGGACAGUGCGAAGAGGGGGAGGGUCUGAGGGGCAUCGUCCUGGAGACCGCAGAGUUUGGGAGGUCCGAGGAGGGAGAGGGGGAGAAGGGAGCAGAGGCGGAGGAGCUCCAGGGGGAGGUGAACCCCAUCAUCCAUGUGCAGAGCAGGACCAACGAGAAGGGGGAGAGCGAGACGGUGUAUUACGUGCUGACCAGUGCCACGGCUGGGGGGGCCUGCCUCCCCACUGACCCCUCUGAGACUGGGGCAGCCAUGGAGGUGGAUGGGGGGGUGAUGAUGCAGCUGCAGAGCACAGCAGAGCAGCUGGGAGUGGAGAUCGUGUAGCGAAGAGAAAAGUGUGCCAUUUUAAUGAGUGGAGGGUUCGUUUUGAGCUGUACACACCAACUCAUUUCUUCUUUUUUUUGUGAACAAGUGAUCUACGUGAAAUAUAUUGAUGUUUUUAAAGCUAUCAAAAGCUUAAAGGGAAAAACUAACCCUUGAGUAAACCGCGAGAUGUGGAGUAACUACAAGAGGAAAAGCAUUUUAAAUUGCCAGCAUUUUCUGUUUAGGUGCAACAUCUAAUUUUCAUGUUGUUAAACAUUCGGAAUGACUAAUCUCUCCCAAGAUCUCAGAUAUAAUAUCAAUGUUCAAAAACAUCCCAAGAUUACAACAAUGUGCAUUUUUUUUCCCAUGGUUUUCCAGAAGUUCUACAUGCACUGAAAGGCGCGAAUCACAUUGAUUUAUUUAUUGAGAGAAUAUAACCUGGACAAGUCAGCCUUCAUUCCAGGUAGCGUAGACUGGGUCCUGCAAAAGGAUCCUUAUAGAAUGCAGUUGAACUGUGUUAUUGGCUUUAUAAAUUCCACUAUAAUUGCAGUUACCGAAAUGAGAUGUAUUUGUUUUGUAGAUGUUUAAUACAGAUGCACCUACAUUGUACCGUAUCUGCAGAUUAAUAUCAUAAAAACACAGAGACUGAGCAUCAAGAGUUUGUUGUGCAGAUUGGACCUUAUUCCUUUCUCCGUUCUGAGGGCAAACCUUUGACACCACUUAGUUUUAAAGCAGUCUGAACCGAGUGCACCUGGCCUAGCUGAUGAGGUGCUGUAUUGCUUCGUGGGAGGCAGUGAAGGGGUCCUGUCAGGAGUGCUAGCUGCUGUGUAGUUUAACUCGCAGUACAGACCCGUAACCUUCCCAGUAAAGCCUCCAAGCUCCCCAGUACAGACCCGCACCUGCUAGUAAACUCCUGAGAGAGUUGAGGGGACACCCCUUCGCCGUGUUCCUCUUUGGAAACCCCGGCUGCAUUUCGAAGAAGGAUCUUGAUGCUAUUAAUGUUUCCAGAGCUAGCCUCCCCUAGCACGGGUCAGACUGGCUGCUGAUUCAGGGGGAGGGCAGGGCAAGGUUACCUUGGCAGCCUGUUUUCCGAGGACUUCCUCCAUCGCUGUACACAGCUUUUUUUUUUUUUUUUGGUACGUGUGUGGUUUUUGUUGCAGUAUGUUUUUGGAAUAAUAAAUUAUUGCCCAGAUAAAUUCCAGUUCUCAUUUUGAUUCGUGUGUGUUGUGUGCUUUUCCACGUACAGAGUUGGGCGAUGGGUGAUCACUUCCAUACCCGUGUGGAGUGGACUUGGUUCUGGUUUCAGGUGUGAAAAGUAUCGUCCUAUCGACAGUGCUGCGUCUGUUCCUUGGAUUUGUGGCCCUUUCAAUCUGUCUGUCUAUUCCAGCUUUGUCAUUAAGUAUUGAACUGAUCCUGCUAGGAUUGGGUCUGGUUAACUAUUGUAUAGUUCCUGUGCAGUUGAGACCUGGUGUAUUGUAAGACCGUGCUUUCAUUGUGAGGGCUCGGCUCUAUGUUCCAGAGACCCUCAGGCUUCAGAGAUCACCUUGCUUCCUAAGGGCUACAGAAUGGGAUGGAAGUGAAGAUUAGUGUCCACACUCCAGUCCCAGGGCAGGCAGCCAGGCACUCCCAACCAGCCUGUCCUUGUUCUGUGAAAGAGCAUGUCUACCUGAAUAGUAACACAGAGCCCUGAUCUCACUGCUCCUGCAUGGCAGGGGGAAGAUGUCAAAAUCUGUGUGUUCCUACUAAAUCUGCUACCAAAUCGAAGAAUGCCUUUUUCCAACAGCUGAAACUCAUAAGCUUCUGAAUUUGAUAUAAUGAUGAUUCAUUUCUGUACUUGCACAAAUAAUUGCAGUGUCUGUUACUUUGAGACAAAGUGGUUAUUUUAAUUAAUAAACUAAGUUAAUAUAAAUGCGAAAA